CAUGAAAUUGUCAUGGCUAUUGAUAUGAAGAACAGCUCUACAAUGGGGUGCGCCUACUUCUCAACAACAGAUGGUGUCCUUCACCUUUCGGAGGAUAUACCUAUGGCGACGCUGGACGUUGCGGAGCAAUUCCUUUUCCACGUCGAACCUACCACAGUCCUCAUAUCGGCGAGAGCCCCCGAGGAGUUCCAGCAAUAUUUCUCUCCUGAAUCCGCCAGGGAUAGACUUAUUAGUCUCCAGUCUGAUUCGCUGUCACCCACCGGCAUCAUAUAUUCUACAGGCGCAAGUGACGACCUCUCAAGGACGAUUGCAGGGCUUGACCAGCCAGAAGCGCCUGCAUUUAGGUCCCUACGUUGCGGAGGUUGUCUUAACAUGAGCAACCAAGUCUCAAUCGGGUGCGCCGGAGCCGUUCUUGGUGAUCUCCAACGUCGCAGAUCUGCUGGUUUUCUCCCUGAUGGGCAGGUUUCAGGAGUAUUGUUUCGGGUUCUUGAUGCCCGCAUGUUCUCACUGUCGUCCUAUAUGUUUGUCAGCGCCGAUGCCCUCCUUGCUCUUCAAAUCGUUCAGACCGAACUCCACCCUAAUAGCCAGGCCUGGGGACCAAAUCUCAGCAAAAGUGGCUCAAAGGAAAGCCUAUCUGUGUAUGGGCUUUUCUAUCACUUGGCUUGCACCCCUCAAGGUCGAACACAGUUGCGCCAACUAUUCCUACGCCCCGUUCUGGACUUGGGCCUGAUUCGGGAGAGACAGACGACCAUUUCUGUAUUGCUACAGCCAAGCAACGCCGAAAUGAUGGCACAUAUGACCUCUAUCCUACGAAGAAUUCGAAACUUGCGGCCAGCUUUAACCCUUUUGAAAAAGGGUAUUGAGUUUUUAUCAACAGGCCAAUCUUUCAACAAAGGCGUAUGGGCAACAAUCCAACAGUUCACGACCCAGGGUCUGGCAUUGAGGGAAGUACUGGGUAAUCUCAACAGCGGCACGGAACUUGCUCUAUUUAGAGAGCUCGUUAACAGUCUUCACCCGGCCGUCCUGAUGGCUGUUGGAGACAUGAUCGACAAGACAAUCGACUUUCAACAAACAAAGAUCCGUCAACGAUCCUCGGUCAAGCAGGGAGCAGACCUUCAGCUCGAUGAGCUCCAGAGAAGUUAUGCGGGACUAAACCAUAUCUUACUCGAGACAAAGGAUCGAAUGAAAGCCGCCAUACCGGAGUGGGCCCACCGCCAUGUCAAUUCGUGCCUUUUCUUGCCUCAGCUUGGCUUUGUCACUUCGGUUGAAGUAGGCCCUGUGACCGGUAGCUCAAUGUAUGAAGGGGAGGGAAUGCCUGAGGGGGGGUGGGAAAAGGUGUUCACGGGCGAAAUGGGUGCAUGCUACAAGAACACGUAUAUGUGUGAACUUGAUCAAGAGUACGGGGAUUUGCACGAGGUCGAGGUUAUCCACGGCCUUGCUAACAGGAUUCUUGAGCACGAGGAGGUGUUGAUUUCGGCCUCCGAUAUGUGCGGCGAGUUUGACGCCAUUCAUGCACUCGCUUUAGGCGCUGAGAAGUACAAUUGGAGAGCACCCACCGUGGUCGAUGACAAUGUGAUUCAUAUUCAGGGUGGCCGACAUCCCUUGCAAGAGCUUGUUGUGCCGGCUUUUGUACCAAACGACUGCCACCUCGCUUCAGGGCCGAUUGACCAGGCACACCUUGAGGAGGCUUCAUCCCAGGCCUUGAUCUUAACGGGGCCGAACCACUCGGGCAAGAGUGUGUAUCUCAAGCAGGUGGCAAUCAUCGUCUACCUUGCUCAUAUUGGCAGCUUUGUUCCAGCAUCCCAGGCCACCAUUGGCCUCACGGACAAGAUCCUGACCUGCAUGUCACCGAGGGAGAGCAUGUCUGGCGGGGAGAGCGCAUUCGCCAGGGACAUGAAGCAGGCUGCAUUAUCGACAAGAACUUCGACAUCAAGAAGCCUCGUGUUGGUUGACGAAUUCGGCAAGGGAACCAACGGUGAUGAUGGCUCCGGCUUGUUGGCUGCAUUACUAGACCACUUCCUAUCGCUAAACCGGGACUGCCCACGUCUGCUAGUUGCGACGCAUUUUCACGAGAUCUUUGAGGGAGGCUACCUUUCUCGCCAUGAAGGGGGAUUCCGUCUGGCACACAUGGACGUGAGAGUGGACUGGGAUGCAGCCCAAACAGAGGAUCAAGUGACGUACCUCUUUACUCUCGCGUUCGGUCACAGUACCUCGAGCUUUGGCGGCAGGUGUGCAGCGUUGAAUGGGGUGCCUAGUGCAGUUGUCGAGCGCGCUGAAGGUAUUGCCAAACUCCUUGCACAAAAUGAAGACUUGGGGGAACUCUGCGCUCGAUUGUCUCAGGCAGAAGAAGAGCAGUUGGAGAAGGCAGAAACAGCCGCACGG
This is a messenger RNA of Fusarium vanettenii 77-13-4, 2382 nucleotides long. RefSeq lists its product as uncharacterized. NCBI's taxonomy places the organism in Eukaryota, Fungi, Ascomycota, Sordariomycetes, Hypocreales, Nectriaceae. The record is from RefSeq and is a predicted model, not a curated record. Gene Ontology annotation, cellular component: nucleus. Gene Ontology annotation, molecular function: ATP binding; ATP-dependent DNA damage sensor activity; mismatched DNA binding. Gene Ontology annotation, biological process: mismatch repair; chiasma assembly. The annotation marks the transcript as partial. The transcript has 5 exons.